Molecule: messenger RNA, 358 nt
Organism: Prorocentrum cordatum
Lineage: Eukaryota; Dinophyceae; Prorocentrales; Prorocentraceae
Source: the annotation of a GenBank genome assembly
GACGUGAAGGAGCGCCUGCGGAUGCAGGCGAUGGCCAUACACGGCAUGUCGUUCGACAUGUACAAGAUGAGCCACGACUUGACCACGGGCCACGAGCUCGAGAGGACCGACCCAGAGGGGCUCGCCGCGGAGGAGGCCGAGUACGUGAACAAGGUGGGGAGCCUCGUUGGCGCCAAGUUCGCCAGCCAGCCGACCUUGCUGCACCCGCGCGCCUACAACAUCCAGGCGCGGCGCGCCAAGGCGCAGCGGCCGCCGGGCGCGGCCGCGCGGCAGGCGGGCCUGACAGCAAGCGCGAGUGCCCCCACCAUCAGGGUCAGCAGCAGCCUGGCGAACGCCGGCACCUUCUCGCUGGGACCAG